Messenger RNA from Colletotrichum godetiae, 1122 nucleotides. RefSeq lists its product as uncharacterized. The coding region runs from base 1 to 1122 and encodes 373 amino acids. The record is from RefSeq and is a predicted model, not a curated record. Lineage: Eukaryota; Fungi; Ascomycota; Sordariomycetes; Glomerellales; Glomerellaceae. The transcript has 3 exons.
AUGAGUGCGCCCGAGUCGUACCAGCUCGAGUCCCUCGCCUCGGAUGCGGAUGGCAUCAAGCCCGCAUCGCCGACGGCCUCCAUCGACCCGGCCAACGUGCGGUGGAUGAACCAGGGCGACCGGAGAUGGGAAGUCUGCAAGAUCGUGACCCGUCUCAUUGGGACGCUGCUAUGCGCUAUCAUCCUCAUCAUCAUGAUGGCAUGGUACGGCCAUACGCCGUGGGAUGGCGAUGGAGUCUGGCCUUGGCUGUGUCUGCCGGGAGCUUUGCCGUCAUUCAUGUGGGAUCUGGGAGAGUUCCUCACCAUCUGCGCUCGCCACGGACGCGGCAUUACGCCAAAGGCUCAUAUUGGCCUGGAACUUAUCAUUUCCAUACUCGGCUACAUUGGCGGAGGCUGGCUGGCGUUCCAACUAGGUAUCCAAGAAGACAACCAGGUAGGAAACAGCCCGUUGAACCUCGCCCUCGUGGCAUGUAUCUUCAUGCUCCUCAGCGCAACUAUCCACAUGGCCCUUUUCAUCCGCGCCUGUAUAGAACGCAGCCGUGAAAUCCGCCGGCGCAGACCGCGCGUGAUGUACAUACCAGAAACAGGGCAAACAGUCUACGUCGUCGCCAAACCCUUUCCAAAACUACCGACGUGGAAAUCCCAACAGUCCGCACGCGCCCAAACCUCCCUUCGCUCACCGCAGAGCCCGCUCAGCAACUCCUUGCGGCACCACUUUCAACAACUCCAAGAAGAGAUGCCGCCGCCAUUACCAGACCGGCCCGGCGACCAGUCCCCUUCGUCGGCGUCGUCCAUCAAGCGGAAACCCUUACCGGGCGGUCUGCCCGCGCGUACGUUCCCCGUGGGUGAUAGUCGGGAUCAGCACCUCCGGCCGAACAUGCGUCCUCCGCCGGCUGAUUACGAGCCUUCUGCGGAUGAGCUGGAGAGGAUGAGACGGGGCGAUGCGCAGCCUCAGCUUAUCUUGCCGGGAGAUGUGGAUUUCAAGUUUGCUACGAGCGUGACUGGUAUGACGCCGGCUGAUGCAAGCGCGAGGGAGGGCAAGUAUCGGGUGAAUAUGACGCAGAUGCCGAUGAUGGGGGAGUCUUCGAGGGGUGGGAGUGCAGGUAGGACGAGAUCUAUCUAA